Molecule: messenger RNA, 1608 nt
Organism: Tribolium castaneum (red flour beetle)
Lineage: Eukaryota; Metazoa; Arthropoda; Insecta; Coleoptera; Tenebrionidae
Gene: TRAM
Product: TRAM
Exons: 6
Coding region: 372-1487 (371 amino acids)
Biological process (GO): SRP-dependent cotranslational protein targeting to membrane, translocation; protein insertion into ER membrane
Cellular component (GO): endoplasmic reticulum membrane
Source: RefSeq, a predicted model, not a curated record
UGUUGAAACGUGAACAGAAAAUUGCUGUUUCAAACUUUGGCGGCAAUCCUUUCACUCGCAACUGACAUUUGACAGUUGACAAUUGUUGUAAUUGUCAAAAUUGCGGCUGGUGUUUUAGUGGCUACGUAAAAUUUAUCGACGUCGACGAUUACGUUGUCUACGUGUCUGUGUACCACUUCGAGAACCUCCAAAACCAGCCAAAACAUACGUUCACUCUGUGUCGUGGAAGCAGCGGUGUCGGUGCGUUGUAGUGGUGCUAACAGUACAAGAACACAGAAAGAAGACCAGACCGUUACAGUUACACUACCGUUAUUAAAAGAAUAGUCUAUUUAACGCAACUUUAAUUAGUAAAUAACUUUAAUCGCGCAAAGAUGGUCAAACCAGUCAGAAAAAACUCAAACAAGAACCCCCCAAUCUUGAGCCACGAAUUCAUCAUCCAAAACCAUGCGGACAUCGUCUCCUGUGUGGCUAUGGUGUUCGUGGUGGGCCUUAUGGUCCAAGCCACAUCGCCCCUAGCUUCAGUCUUCAUUGCGCUCCAACACAACGUAACAGAAGCUGGGGAGAUUCCUUUAUACAGUCCCGGGAUUAAAGACUGGGCAGCUGUUUUCUUCUACAGCUUGAUCUGUAUCGUGAUUCACGCCAUUAUCCAAGAAUAUGGACUUGAUAAAAUCUCGAAGAAGCUGCAUUUGUCCAAGUCGAAGCUUGCGGUUUUUUCGACCAGUGGCCAAUUGACCGUGUUUUAUCUAAUUUCGACAUUCUGGGGGGCUGAUAUUAUCUUGAAGGAGCAAUAUUUGCCCGAAAUUGCACGACUUUGGUCCGACUAUCCCGCUCCAAUGACUUUCCUCGUUAAAUUAUACAUUAUCAUACAACUUGCCUACAGUCUGCACGAAUUACCUGAACUGUACUUCCAACGAGUGAAGCGCGAAGAAUAUUCAUCAAAAGCCGUCCAAAGCGUUGCAACUCUGCUUCUUGUAGCUGUCCCCUACUUCUUAAACUUCAAUCGCCUGCUUGUUUGCCUCCUGGUGCUCCACCAUAGCUCCGAAUUGUUUUACCACAUCACCCAACUGAUCCAAACAAUUGACAAAGAUGAGAAAUUUUCAAAGGCGGCCAGAAUGGUUUCCAACAUUUUACAGAUUUCGUCCCGUUUGGGUAGCAUUAUCUUGGCUGUUUUAACCCUGUGGUAUGGCUUGGCUUUAGGAGAGCAACAACCCCUUGACAUCCAAGCCGGUUACUACAACACUGCUACUGUCCGUCUUGCUGUUUUGGGAGGAAUCCUUGUUUUGCAAAUGUAUCUGACCAUUAACGUAAUCAAUCAAGAAAUUGCACGUUCGCGCGAAAAUAAAGCCUACACCACUGUUCCCAAACCCAAAGUGCAGAAGAAAGAAAAAUCGAAAAAAAGUAAAAAAGUUAAUAACGAGGAAUCUGAUCUCCCCGAAGUGGAUCAAAACACAAAUAAGACUUUAAGACACAAACAGAAAGUAAAGUAAGUUGUUUCUAAGAUUUCUUUUUUUAUAUAUACAUGCAUUAUUUUGUAAAACCAGACUUUACUGCUGGGGACUAUUUCUGAAUUGUUUGUUUUCUGUAAAAAUAAAUAUGAUUUUUUGAUGA